This is a messenger RNA of Tachysurus vachellii, 1213 nucleotides long. It is a transcript of the gene cdkn1ba, whose product is annotated as cyclin dependent kinase inhibitor 1Ba. Gene Ontology annotation, cellular component: nucleus; cytoplasm. Gene Ontology annotation, biological process: negative regulation of cell population proliferation; G1/S transition of mitotic cell cycle; regulation of cell cycle. NCBI's taxonomy places the organism in Eukaryota, Metazoa, Chordata, Actinopteri, Siluriformes, Bagridae. Bases 338 to 817 code for a protein of 159 amino acids. The transcript has 3 exons. The record is from RefSeq and is a predicted model, not a curated record. Gene Ontology annotation, molecular function: cyclin-dependent protein serine/threonine kinase inhibitor activity; protein-folding chaperone binding.
GCUCUCUCUCCCCCUCAGUAGCGUUUACUUGCAAGCGCCAUAUUGGUCUCUCGGAUGACUUGGUGUUUUUUUCGAUAGGAAUUACUACGAGACAGGAGUGUAGACGGGAGUGACUUCUUCAGAGCUGCAUACUUUUAUGCAAUCACUUGUUCCUUAUAUGCCACAUUGACUGCGUUGCUCUUUUUUGCGCUUUUUUCUCUAUUUUGGCAUGCCUGCUUUCAUGCGCACUCGUCGUCUAAUCGGUUUUUAUUACGGGAAUAAUUACGUGUUUGUGAUUUGAGCUGUAAUCUCGACAGAAUCUACUUGUUUGUUUUUGCACCGAGUUUCAUGUGGCAAAAUGUCGGACGUGCGUCUUUCUAAUGGAAGUCCGCCACUGGAGCGCGUGGACGCGAGACCGGAGGCACACAGCAAGCCGUCGGUGUGCAGGAACCUGUUCGGGUCGCCGGACCCGGGGGAAGUAAGACGAGCGUAUCUGGACGAGCUACGGGACUCGGAAGUAGCGUUCAGAGAGAAAUAUAACUACGACUUUGUGAAGGACACGCCGCUUGAGCCCGGUAGAUACGAGUGGGAGGCUGUGGACGCAAGAGACGCGCCCGAGGUUUACAGCAGGCCGCCGCGUAAAACCGCACCAGUGGAUCUUAACGGGACUCAGACGGACUGCCAAAAAACUCCAAGCGCCGCGAAGAAAAGACCUUCCGUGGAGGACCCGGAAUCAGAUUCUGCACGGCAAAGUAAAAGAGUGAACCAUGGAGAGGAAGGCAGCAGCAGUCAAGAAAGAGCAGAGCAGACACCCACAAAAUCAGAAUCCAGCACGUAAAACAACAGGACUUGCAUGCAAAGGGAGAUGAAGAAUGUGCGUUUCUCCAUCAAAGAGCUUUAUGAAGUAAACAGGGACAGCUAUUGGAAAAAUAGCAUUUCCUUCUCUAAGGAUGUGCAAGGCAGUAGAAGCACUGAUUCUUUUUCUUUUCUUUUCUUUUUCUUUUUACACUAAAGUUUUGGCACUCAAAGACAUUUGCCUCAAAAAGCAGACAAUGUAGCAGUGUGCAAAUGGUUUUCCUUUUUGCUUUUGUCUUUACUACCUAUGUAAAUAAUUAUAUGUAGCAUAUUAAAAUAUAACAUUAUGAUGAGAAAAAUCAUAUAGUGUGAAUGACUUGAAGAAUUGCUGUGCAGUUUUCAAAACAACCCCAACAAACCUCCCAGAUUAAAGUGAAAA